CAGUGCACAGUGGUUGUGAACAGACCCAGAUAGCUACGCAGAGAGAGAGAGAGAGAGAGAGAGAGAGAGAGAGAGAGAGAGAGAGCGCGAGAGAGAGAGAGAGAGAGAGAGAGAGAGAGAGAGAGAGAGAGAGAGAGGGGGCUAAGAAGGCUUGCUUGAAACUAUGUGUUGGACACACAGAGAGAGAUGGACUGCAGCAAUGAGCUAUUCAUAAGGUGUGUGAAGCAACAUCACUGGCGACUUUGAGGUCACUGAUUAGUUCACGAUGUGAUCGGAAGAGUGCCUUCAAACGCCACAGACGACAUGUGACUUUCCCCGAAGCAUGUUCCACACUUCCACCAUGCUUCGGUUGGGUGCUACUCUCUACCUUCUCCUAUCCCUCAAUGCGGUUCCAUCGACGGCGGAAGACCUCCAGGAAACGCGAGAGACGGCGGAUACAGGGUCUCCCCGACACCUCUCAUCUACGUCCACACAUCCAGAGCCUGGCCUUCCAGCUGACGCCCGGCCAGACCCUGUGUUCCUAACCUCUGGAGAGAUUGACCCGAUCCACCCCUUGGUGGUGCACCUCCCUCGGCAUUCGAUGCCCUCCGAGGACGUCGACGGACAUGCAGCGUUUGGGGAAUACGAGGACACGCACGACAGCGCUGAGGGGAUUUCUCCCUCAAACAGUGACUUGAUGCCUCCAGAGAGAAGUGAUAAAGAGGUUGCGUCUUCCAGGGAGGAAGAGGAGGAGGAGGAGGAGGAGGAGGAGGUGGAGGAGGAUGGGCUGAAAGGGAUCGGCGGCGGGGAGCGAGGAGCAGAGUCUACCCAGGGGCCGACACCUCAAGGUGGGCUGGAGGAGGCCAGUGGCGGGGGGGCUGAAGACAAUGAGCCCCCUGCUAGGCCCCACGAGAGCACCGAGGUCCAGCCGCUGUGGUCCGUUCCUCGGCCCGGCUCAGGGACGACACACACCUCAGCCGUGGACCUGGCCCCUGCGACUCAGGACAGAGGGAGAGUGGACCAGUCGGUCUCUGCACAGGACGGGCCCGUGGACAGCCAGAAGACCGAGCCAACGACCAAUGAGGACGGUUUAACAGGAUGCCCGUUAGAUAGAGGGAACAACAGCAGGCCACAGGAGGUGGAAGAUUCCCUUGAUGAAGACCAGGACUCGGACAUCAGUGCUACACUGCCUCAUCCAGAUUGUAACAGUGACCCUACAGAUGAGUCAAUGCUAAAAAGCAGAAACCAAUCCUGCACUCCUGUUUACCCAGAAGACUUCAAAUCGGACAAAUCCCCGAAUCCCUUUCAUUUUCCUAGCCCGCCGUUUCUCAUCCCUCUGUACUCUGAUUGGAAUUCUGCCAUGGCUACGUGGGGCGUGGCUUGGGAAGCACACAUCUACGGUGUGGGAUCAAUCUUCGCCAUGUCCGGCUUCAUAUCCGUCGUGUGUUUGUUGGGUUUACCCCUGCGUUGUCCCAUGGGAAGCCCCUAUUUCACUUUGCUGCAUCUGCUCCUCCUGGCAUUCGGAGGGAUCCGGGCUUUCUCUCUGCUCUACGACGCCUACAGUCACCAGGAGCGCCUCCCUCCCCUGGCCUCCCUCCUCCUCUCUGAGCUCUCCUUCCCCUGCCUGGCCUCAGCCUUCUCCCUGGCCUUCAUCCUCCUCUCCCUGCGCUCGCGCAUGCACUCGUCUCUCCGUCGAUCUCUCAGCCCCGUCUCCUGCCCGCUCUCCCCCUCGCCCUGCCUGCUCCUGUGUCUGUCCUUCUUCCAUGGGAUGGUCUCGCUGGGCUGUGUGGGUCUCCUCCAGCUCCUUCCCUCCUUCCCUGCCCUGCUCCUCCUACCCCGAGGCCUGUUCGUGUGCCUCUCUGUCCUGCUCCCGUUCUCCUACCUCAUCUUCUACUGCUUGGCCCGAGCCCAAACCAAACACAUCUUCCGACUGGGUGACAACGCAGAGGGAGGGGGUUCCCCGGAGGUCCUGCGGCCUACAAAGUGCCCGUUUGCUGAGGUGGAAGACUGGGCCAGGGCGGCUGGUGUCGGCAUAGCGGCGUCACUGUGUCUGCUGGCUUGCGGAGGUCUUCAGCUCUAUGGCCUCCUGCACUACCUGGGCCUGGGAGGAGUGGGCUCCUAUGUCUUCGAGGCCUGGCCCUGGUGGAGCUACCAGCUGAGCUGCCGGCUGUGUGAGGUGGCCGUGUGUCUGGGCCUGGCUCUCAUCGGUGCAUACCCGCUGUUCUGUGGCACCCGCUCUCCCGUCAAGUCGAAGGCUCCACUUCGGCCGGGAUCGUGGUCCCAGCUGCCGAGCGACUCCCCUUCAGGCGGCCCAGCCGUCCUGGCAUCUCUGGGAGAAGGCAAGUCCGCCGCCCUCUCCCCUCACUUCCUCUGGUCCCAGGGUGCGCAGGAAAAACUGGUGGUGUGUGAGAUUACCUCCAAUGGGCAGUCCGAGGCCCUGCCACUCUGCCCAAUCGUGGACCCUUUAAGUAGAAUCAGCACCUUGGAAUCUACAUCUGUGCUGCCGCGACCUGCAGCCCCGUCACCCCCACGCAGAACACAAGCUGCCGAUUACAAGUUGUCCUCACUGGAUAGUCUCGGCCUGGACGCUGACUCUACGGGGGACCUGCGUCCUCCUUCUCCCAUAGACUUGUCUCGCAGCAUUGACCAGGCCUUAUUCAGCGACGCCCUGUUCUCCCGCAGUAUAUUUGGACCUCCAAGGCUACCCAAUGCCUCCUCCAGCCUGUCCUUAAACUCUCCUGUUAAACCACCGCUAGGCUACAGCUAUGAAGACAGUGGCCUUUACCGUACAACUUCCUGUGGUGACGCGGAUCACGAGAGUCCUCUAUCUAAGUCGCAGCUACCUGACACUCCGUCGCAUCAAAACAUGCCCUCAACAUUGCCGGAGCCAUUGAAUCGGACGGGAAGUACCCCUGGUGCUUUCGACCAGGCUUCCAUAGGGGGUUCGUCCCAGGGUCUGUGCAGCGACCCCGGGAAAACCAGGAAGACGCGGGCCUAUCCCUGGGCUAACAGAGGCCACAGCUUCGCCCAUGGCACCCUCCCCAGGGCCAUCCCCCAGCUGCACUAUCACAGGCGGUACCGGACGCUGAGCCUGGCCUCCCAGGGCAGCUGUGGAUCCGGCCGUCUGUUAGGGACUGAGCACCUCAGCAAGAGCCAACAGCUGGAGCGAGAUCUGGAAGUACAGGCGGAAUUUGUCCAUGUCUGCAGACAGAUUGAUUCUCAGAGUGUGUGCAGCGACACCAUUGAACUGUGAAGGUCAUCUUUAGGUGACUACAGCCAGGAGGUUCAAUCCUGCAAUUCAAGAGCUAAGAUCCUGCAGGUUUUAAGUGCAGUCCUAAACAGAAUCAUUUGCCAACCCCUACACUGGGUUCAUUAAGGUUUUACCUCAGAUCUGAAGGGGGCUAAUCAAUAGGACUAUUGGAGGACCACCAAUUAAUUCUGUUAUAGGAUUUGGGUGGAGGGAUACAUUUUGAAUAGUGAACUUAUUGAAUUAAUAUGAAUAAAGUUUUAGUUUGGUCUAAUGGUCAAAAUGUUUAGUUUAUUGACAAAGCCUACUGAAACUUAUUCUUCAUGUGCUGCCAUUGUAAUUUAGAAUUAAUAUAUUCAAGUUGUUCUGUUUGAACUUCUCCUGCACCUUUUUUUUCAUUAAAUGAUUGACAGCUUCAGAAACAAAUGUUACAAACCCUGACAUUCUUAUGCUAGUAAUGUUAGCAUAAUAAUAGAAAACUCUUAUGUAUUCCCUUAAGUGGAUAACAUAAGAGCAUAUUGACAGUUCCAUAAAGGCGCGUUCACACCAAAAGCGGUGUCUACUAGCUUAACUAGGAGACACAAGGUUGCUUGCCUGUACAACAAACUUUUGUACAACAAACAACAAAAGUGAAAUUCACUGGGAAAGAAUUGCCUUUACCUUAUAUGAAUUCAUGCCGCGCCUUCGCUCUUGUUGGGAAUGCACGGUUAGACUUCAGAUUUUUUUUUUACAAAAAUAUCUCAAUUUAACAGUUCUGAUGCUUUCAUAGAGUUAGAUAUAAUUUCCGUAAUUUCAAAGCCUUUAAUGAAUAAUUAACUCAUUCAUGAAUACUUAAUUCACAUGCCUUGUUUAUUUGCACAUUUACAUAUAAGAUACCAAGAUAUGAAGUUAUUGGCUUGCUUAUUAGCUGUAUUUCCAUUUUUUUUAAAUUACAAAACAAAAUCACGUUUUUCAAACACUAUACUGUAUAAAUAUAAAUAUUGCACUUUAAGAAACAUUAAGCGCAAUUUCUCAUUUUAUCUUCCACAACAGUUCACGUACCCAGAAAUGUAGCAAUGUUGCCCUCUGCUGGUAGGACUCCUCGCAGUAUACAAUGGUGUUAAGCACGUUGGUUACAUAACCACGAUUUGAAUGUAUUUGUGAAUGAUAAAACACUUACAAAAUAAUAAAAUAUGUUGAAGUCUU
Molecule: messenger RNA, 4411 nt
Organism: Gadus morhua (Atlantic cod)
Lineage: Eukaryota; Metazoa; Chordata; Actinopteri; Gadiformes; Gadidae
Gene: prrt4a
Product: proline rich transmembrane protein 4a
Exons: 3
Coding region: 323-3232 (969 amino acids)
Source: RefSeq, a predicted model, not a curated record